AGCCAUUUUGGCUCAAGCCAUUUUGGCUCAAGCCAUUUUGGCUCAAGCCAUUUUGGCUUAAGGUAUUUACAAUGCGGCUCAAGCCGCGGUGCCGUGUCUUCUCGGAUGCUGGGCAUCGGCCGAGGGUCUCGAGAAGGCGUUAUUUCCCUCGAAGCGUCGAUCAAGAGCUGCGGUCGGACAAAACAAUGGAGCGUAGCACUGCGGUUGCUCCGCGAAGGACUUCGAUUAGGUGUGCAACUUGGCCCAGGCCACUACGUUGCGACUGCCAGCGCAUGCAGAAAAGGCGGGCAAUGGCAACACGCGCUUUCAGUGCUCAGUGACAUGUGGAAGGCGAAGCUGGAGCCCAACGUCAUCAGCUACAGCGCUGGGAUCAGCGCGUGCGAGAAGGGCGAGCAGUGGCAGCCGGCGCUUGCGCUGCUGAGCGAGAUGUGGGAGGCCAAGCUGGAGCCCGACGUCAUCAGCUACAACGCUGGGAUCAGCGCGUGCGAGAAGGGCGAGCAGUGGCAGCCGGCGCUUGCGCUGCUGGCGAGCAGUGGCAGCGGGCGCUUGCGCUGCUGAGCGAGAUGUGGGAGGCGAAGCUGGAUCCCGACGUCAUCAGCUACAGCGCUGGGAUCAGCGCGUGCGACGAGAUGUGGGAGGCCAAGCUGGAGCCCGACGUCAUCAGCUACAACGCUGCGAUCUGCACGAGUGAGAGAUGCAGCCAGUGGCGGCAUGCAUUUUUGCUGCUCAGAGUGAUGCGGGAACGCCAUGUGGAGACGAACGAUAUCAGUUACAAUUUAUGCAUCACGGCGUAUGAGAGGUCGUCUCGCAACUUGGCAGGCUUGUCCUGCUAUCGUUGUAUCGGCCUUUCCCGUUUUCGAGUGUCUUGCGGGGCACUGUCCGUGUGGGAACCUGCUGGGGAACCAUUGUGAUCACGUGGGCGAACAUCCGUAUUUUGAAUUUGGCAGCAGUGUUCCGUCGCGCAGGAAGCCGCUUCGGAUACCAUUACGUGGAUCCGCCCUGGUUGGCUACAGCACUGAGAUCAGCACUUGUGAUAGAGGCGUCCAGUGAAAGCGGGUCCUGCCGAUGAUCAGCGAUCUGUUGAUUGUGAAGUUGAAGCCCAAUGGCGUCAGCUACAACGCUGGGAUCAGCGCGUGCGAGAAGGGCGAGCAGUGGCAGCCGGCGCUUGCGCUGCUGAGCGAGAUGUGGGAAGCUGGAGCCCAACGUCAUCAGCUACAACGCUGGGAGCAGCGCGUGCGAGAAGGGCGAGCAGUGGCAGCCGGCGCUUGCGCUGCUGAGCGAGAUGUGGGAAGCUGGAGCCCAACGUCAGCCGAGGACCUCCCUGCAGCCCCUCGGCCAACGAAGACGGCUGCAGGGAGGGGUCCAAACGUACCUCCACCUUCAUGCACCAGUCAACCAAUACACCAGAAGCUAAAAGUUUUCAUAUCUCCAAGCACAAGUUGGAACGAACGUCUCACCCUGUUGCGAGAUAGAUCGACCCUCAAGGCUUCUGGGCCAUUGCUGCCAGGAAGGUUUCGCAUUCUGAGGGUCACGCUUGCGCUCUCCUGGCGGUGCAAGUUAGCCGACGAA
Messenger RNA from Prorocentrum cordatum, 1569 nucleotides. The record is from the annotation of a GenBank genome assembly. Lineage: Eukaryota; Dinophyceae; Prorocentrales; Prorocentraceae.